CUAUUCACGUGAAUGGGACAAUUGUUUCUAUUUCUUCACGGACUUGAACAGGUUGCGCUGGAGGAAAAAAUUCGGGGUGAGAUAUGCGUAGCGGUUUCAUCAUUAACCACAGUCAGUGCAUUGAGUCUUGUGUUGUGUGCCGAUGGGGCCCAGUUUAGUGGUUAUCUGUUUUACGAAGUGAAAUUCGACCUCCCAAGUAGAAUUCUGAAGAAUGCCUUGGACGUCGAGGGAGGCAGCGAUGGAUUCAUGAGCUUCCUUGCGUGUUUACGUCGAUCGGCUGUUUGUCGGGUUCCUUUUCUUUCAUUUUUUUUUGUAGAGAAGAGGUAUAUUGCAGAAUUUCGAGGCAGCCAUGGCGGUGAUGGACAUGGUGCUUGCGCCGGAGCAGCAGCAGAAGAAGAAACCUACUCCGGGGCGAGGUGGUGUUGUGGCGACGCUCAAUGAAGAUGAAGCGCGGGUUCGUUGUAUUGCGGAGAUUGUGAGUGCGAUGGUGCAGGGGUGUCGGAAGGGGGAGAAUGUGGACCUGAAUGCGUUGAAGUCGGAGGCGUGCAGACGCUAUGGGCUCUCUCGCGCUCCGAAGCUGGUCGAGCUGAUUGCUGCGUUACCUGAGUCAGAGAGGGAGAUGGUGUUACCUAGGUUACGAGCCAAGCCAGUGAGAACUGCGUCAGGAAUUGCGGUGGUAGCUGUGAUGUCGAAGCCGCAUCGAUGCCCUCACAUCGCAACGACGGGAAACAUUUGUGUUUACUGCCCUGGAGGGCCGGACUCUGAUUUUGAAUACAGUACUCAAUCAUACACUGGUUACGAACCUACCAGCAUGCGAGCCAUCCGGGCGAGGUACAAUCCUUAUGUUCAAGCUCGAGGCCGAAUCGACCAGUUGAAGAGGCUAGGUCACAGUGUAGAUAAGGUAGAAUUUAUCUUGAUGGGAGGAACGUUUAUGUCUCUGCCUGCUGAUUACCGGGACUAUUUUAUUCGCAAUUUGCACGAUGCUUUGUCUGGGCACACCUCUCAUGACGUGGACGAAGCUGUACGGUAUUCAGAACAUGGAAAUGUCAAAUGCAUCGGCCUCACUAUUGAAACGAGACCUGAUUAUUGCCUUGGUCCCCAUUUACGUCAGAUGUUGACGUAUGGUUGCACCCGCCUAGAAAUUGGUGUUCAAAGCACCUACGAAGACGUGGCACGGGAUACUAACAGGGGACACACAGUUGCUGCCGUCGAGGACUGUUUCCGACUUGCUAAGGAUGCAGGUUUUAAGAUAGUUGCUCACAUGAUGCCAAAUCUUCCCAAUGUUGAUAUGGAGAGAGACAUGGAAAGCUUCAGAGAGUUUUUUGAAAACCCUGCAUUUCGCACUGAUGGUCUCAAGCUAUACCCCACGCUAGUUAUUCGAGGAACUGGCCUUUACGAGUUAUGGAAGACUGGACGGUACCGUAACUAUCCCCCAGAGCAACUAGUAGACUUGGUAGCACGAGUUUUGGCCCUGGUACCACCAUGGACUCGAGUGUAUCGAAUUCAAAGGGACAUUCCUAUGCCGCUUGUCACUUCCGGUGUGGAGAAAGGUAAUUUGCGGGAGUUGGCAUUGGCACGCAUGAACGAUCUAGGUUUGAAGUGUCGAGAUGUGCGGACUCGAGAGGCAGGAAUCCAGGACAUACAUCAUAAGAUCAAACCUGAGGAAGUGGAACUUGUCCGACGGGAUUAUGUUGCGAAUGAGGGUUGGGAAACAUUCCUGUCCUAUGAAGAUACUCACCAGGAUAUCUUGGUAGGACUGCUACGACUUCGUAAAUGUGGACGCAAUACCACUUGCCCUGAGCUUAUGGGCAGAUGCUCUGUAGUGCGAGAGCUACAUGUUUAUGGUACUGCCGUUCCUGUCCAUGGCCGAGAAAAUGAUAAGCUGCAACACCAGGGGUAUGGUACGUUGCUGAUGGAAGAAGCUGAGAGGAUCUCAUUGACAGAGCAUCGAUCUACAAAGUUGGCAGUUAUUUCUGGCGUUGGUACUCGCCACUACUACAGAAAGCUAGGGUAUGAGUUGGAGGGUCCAUACAUGGUCAAGUACCUAAAAAAAAACUAACUGGUAGGUCGGUUUUCUUUAAUGAUCUCAAAAUGUUCAAGUUGCUAUGUGGUUUAAGAGUGCCACUCGUGCAUCUUGGUUAUGUUUCAUCAGUAAAGGCCGAUGGGUUCAUAUUCGACUUUCA
Physcomitrium patens is the source of this 2183-nucleotide messenger RNA. RefSeq names its product elongator complex protein 3. Gene Ontology annotation, molecular function: acyltransferase activity, transferring groups other than amino-acyl groups; iron-sulfur cluster binding. NCBI's taxonomy places the organism in Eukaryota, Viridiplantae, Streptophyta, Bryopsida, Funariales, Funariaceae. Gene Ontology annotation, biological process: tRNA wobble base 5-methoxycarbonylmethyl-2-thiouridinylation. Gene Ontology annotation, cellular component: nucleus; elongator holoenzyme complex; cytoplasm. The record is from RefSeq and is a predicted model, not a curated record.